UUGACACUAGUCUUAUCCGUUGCCUGGCUGACUGUUACUUUGCCGCCUGUUGAUAGUCAGUAACCGUUUUGUCGCUUGCUGCCUUUCGAAUGCAAACUGAGUAACUUUACAUUUGCUCGACAACGAAACGGACAACUUCUGGAGGGAACCCAAAACUGCUUUCUCACGUUAGUUGUUGUACGCCUCAAUGGACACUGUUCAGAAUUUGAAGGCUGGAUUUUCUCUGGACCUGGGACCAUUGAAAGAACCUCUAGGAUUUAUCCGUGUCUUAGAAUGGGUCUUCACCAUCUUUGCCUUUGCCACCACUGGAGGUUACUCUGGGGUAACCCACUUCAGUGUCAAAUGUGAAAAACCAGAGGACAAUCGGCCUACAAAUCCUGUGUUUAGCUACCCGUUCAGGUUGCCAGCGUACCCGUAUCAGAUAACUACAUGCAACGGCAGUCGAUCCAAUGACACCUUCCUGCAGGGUGACUUCUCCUCAUCGGCAGAGUUCUUUGUGUGCGUCGGCGUGUUUGGGUUCCUUUAUUGCACCGUCACACUGAUCCUCUACCUGGGCUACCAGAACAUCUACCGCCAGACCAGCCGUGGUCCCAUCGUCGAUCUGGUGGUGACCGCUGCCUUUGCCUUCCUGUGGCUUGUGUGCUCCUCAGCCUGGGGCAAAGGCCUGACUGAUGUCAAAUGGGCCACAAACCCAAACCAACUAAUCCAGACCCCGGCAUGCAAGGGCAUCUGUGAGGCCGGAGAGUUCCCUUCCAUGGGCCGCCUCAAUGCCUCAGUGAUAUUUGGCUUUUUGAACUUGAUCCUGUGGGCCAGUAACUGCUGGUUCAUUUACAAGGAGACUCCUUUCCACAAGGACCCCAACCCACCGGCCACCAUGGAGGAAGGAGGGGCCCCUGAGCCCUAGCCACAUCGCUGAGGGUCCUCAAGCAUUGCCUCUGUGCCUCCGGCAGACCCGCUUAGUGCCCAACACUGGUCUCUGAUGUUAUCCUGCAUAAAUGGAAACAAAUGGAAGCCUAUUGUCCUAAAUCCUGACCUAUACCUCCCUACACGUCUCAGAGCUGUAUUUCAGUUAUGGGUCUUUAGCUCACGUUAACUCGGUCCCCACUGACGAUAAGCAACCAUAAGUCAUUUUAAUUUUUUCUCCUAAAUCUGUCAUCGCUGUCUGUAUUUGGUGUUCAGGUCUGCAGUGCAUUUGCUUCCACAUUAGCACCCUGUUCCUCUUUUAUGUCCGGCCCUUCAGGAGCCACGUAAUGAGGAAGAUGUGAUGUAAGGACCCAGAGUCUCUACUGGUCUGCAGCCAGGGAGAAGCCAAAUGAUUUACAUAAGCUGAGAGCAAACAGCCCCUCAAUAAAGCAAGUGUUGCUAUGAGAAACACGAUCCAUGUUUUAGGUGGGAGCAAAUGCACUCCGAGGUUCUGAGCAGGAGUCCUUCUGUUAUAUAAUCUGGAAGAAGCUCGCUACAGUACAGAUUCCUAGUACUGUAACUAAACAUUUCAGUCACUUAACUUUCAAAACAUGUUUUUAUUAUUAUUUAUUUAAUUUCUUCUUCUUUUCUCCACGCCAUUUACCCGGCAGUGAUCUAAUCUAAUCUACCGACACUCGCAUAUACUUAAAGACCCCAUGGGGGUUUCAGUUUCAGCAGACGUUGGUUUUCGUGUGCUAAAAAAGAAUACACACUAAGUAAAAUAGAAAGACACACACACUACGAUAUACUGUUCUCAAAGUGGGGAAGCAGAGACUUUCCUUUCACUAGUGUAAUUUUGGGUGAUGCUUCAGGUUGGCUGUGACGGCGUUUAUCUUCAGCCUGUCUCCAGAAGCUGGUUCCCCACACGUUUACUCCAGUUGCUGUUGUACUUCAGACGUCAGGCCAGCCAGGUUUAGUUCUUGUUUCAUCCAAAUGUUACAUUGACACUACUCAACACUACGUCUCAUUCUGGUUUGAAUGAAAGGUGACUUAAAAUGACAUUAUUUAUAUACAGUUCAUGUAUUUUUUAUCAACACUAAUUAGUCCGUUGCAUAUUUUUAAAACCAAUGUUGGGUUUCUGUUAUUUCCCAAUGGAAAUGUUUCAGUGUGCAGCUUCUCUUUGAUUUUUAUUAAUUUCUUUUGUGAAGUCCGAUUUCCUAUUAAAUUUGUUGUAACACUGAGUAGCCUCAGGCCUAAUUGUGUGAUGAUAAAUAGUUUAAGUAACGAAAGAUUGAUGUAAUCUUGCUGUAUUUCUUAAUGACUACUGCCCAUUGUUGUGCUCUACAUGUGACUUAACAGCCAGCGCCAUACAUGAGAAGGCUUCGUGUUGAACUACAGCCACUCUUUGUCAGCACCUUGAUUAUUUGCUUUGCACUAGAUCUAAUGCGCUCUAAGAAGUUACACUUUUGAGUUAUUGGCCCACCUGUGCAGAUCUUCUGUUUCAUCGCUGGAGCCUCUGGAGGGAAUAAACAGGGCGACGUUUGAGUCACUGUCAGUCAAUAAGUUUGUUUUACACAUUGUAUUAAAUCACACACAUUUCUUAAGAUACUUUAUCAUUUUAAAAAGAUAAUUUUUAGUUAAAUUAGAGCACAGUAAUACUUGGGAUGUUUGGGUAAUACUUUAAUGACAUUGGACUUAAUGUACUUGAUGCUUUUUUUGUGUGCAAAAGGAAACUAUGGUUUAAGUGUAUUGACAAGUGUAAAAACAUGAGUGCUGUAA
Messenger RNA from Pseudoliparis swirei, 2682 nucleotides. RefSeq names its product synaptophysin-like 2a (gene sypl2a). Gene Ontology annotation, cellular component: synaptic vesicle; synaptic vesicle membrane. The transcript has 6 exons. The coding region runs from base 188 to 904 and encodes 238 amino acids. The record is from RefSeq and is a predicted model, not a curated record. NCBI's taxonomy places the organism in Eukaryota, Metazoa, Chordata, Actinopteri, Perciformes, Liparidae.